AGCAGCUUCCGGUAGAGUCAAGGUACUAUCAGUAAACAUGGCGGAGGACCUGCUCGAAACAGUGGACAGGCUCCAGUCCCGGCUCCAGGAGAACCAAGAGCCCCGAAAGUUGGUAAAGGCUCUCAGAAGACUGGGGGAGCUUCCUAUGACUGUCGAAAUCCUGGUGGAAACCGGAGUGGGCAAAGCAGUGAAUUCUUUGAGGAAACAUGACAUAGUUGGAGAGUUGGCCAAAAACCUUGUGGCUAAAUGGAAGAAACUGGUUCCUCAGUCUUCAGACAGACCCUCCAACAGUCACCACCCCAAACCCCAGUCCCACAGAGUUGAAGAACGGGGGCACAAACGAGUCCGGGAACCCUCUCCUGAACCCUCUCCUGAACCCUCUCCUGAACCCUCUCCUGAACCUUCUCCUGAACCCUCUCCUGAACCCUCUCCUGAACCUUCGUACCACCGAGACGACCAUGAGGAAGAGGAGGAGAGCUACAACCCAAACUACUCUCCUCAAUACAGCUCUCCACAAAGAAAUAGUUACCAGUCUGAUGAGUAUGACAGCCCACAGCCAGAGCCCAGCCCUCCACCUGCACCCCCACCUCCUAGAAAAGACCCAAAACAGAGCAGCAAACCCAGCAAAGAAAUCCACAAAAACCACCACCAGAACCGGAACAGAACAGAGGAGCGCCACCCCGGCAGCAGUGACCGUAGAGAAGGGAAGAAAAGAGAGAUGGAGAGGUGGGAGAGCCACCAUAGUCCAGAACAGAAGGCAUUAAAACACAAGAAACCCUCUCAGGAGGCCAAGAGGGAGGACAAGAAGAGCAAAGGAGACAAUGUCCGAACAAAAGCUCCAAAGGACUCUCCCACAAACGAAGAUGAGGUGUAUGAGACUCCGACCAUGUCUUUUGAAUCUUUCCUCACGUACGACGCUCCCAGUUCAAUCAAAAAGAAGAAAAAGCCUCCUCCCUCCUCUGUCUCAGUCUCCUCUCACAGCCGAUCGGUCCACUCUUCCUCCUCCUCAUCUUCCUCACGACCUUCGGCCCCUUCAUCAUCACAGUCAUCAUCCUCAUCGUCUAAAGUGAGCAAAUCCAACGGCAGCAGUAAACGAACUCACUCAAGCUCCAAGUCCAGUUCGAGUUCAGGACCAGUCCCAGAAAAACGCAAAAAGGUGAUUGAGCCUGUCCCAGUUCUCCCCGACAUCCCUCUUCCUGCAAUUCAGCCGAACUACAGACCCCUGCCCUCCAUCGAUGUCACACCACUGCCCCCCCUGAGACGGAAAGUUGCUGUUUGUACUGACGAGGAGGAUGCCGGCUUCACAGGGAAAAGGUUAAACUCCAAAAUGGUGGUUUUCUCUGGCUCCAAAUCCUCAUAUUUGCCUCGAAUGAUGACACUUUAUGAGCAGUGCAUCCGAGUGCUGCAGAACAAUAUUGACUCUAUUGCUGAGGUGGGAGGAGUUCCAUUUGAAAUCUUGGAGCCUGUUUUGGAGCGGUGCACCCCUGAGCAGCUGUACCGCAUUGAACAGAGCAACCAGUGGUUCACGGAGGAUUCGGACGAGCUGUGGAUGCGUCACUGUCGGAGGGAUUUCAAACGGGAGCAGCCGCAGGAGUACGAGUCCUGGAGAGAAAUGUACCUGAGACUCCACGAUGAGAGGGAGGAGCGGCUCAAGAUGUUAACACAAAACAUCUCCUCUGCCCACGCCAACAAGCCCAAAGGUCGACAGGUUAAAAUGGCUUUUGUAAAUUCAGUUGCCAAACCCCCACGUGAUGUUCGCCGGCGACAAGAAAAAUUUGGUACUUUAAGUGGCUCGUCUGCCUCUUCCACAGCAGCAGCCCCCAUCAAAAUUCGUCCGGUGUUCACAGCAGCUCAGUCUGACUCCAGUGGUCCCUCAUCCUCCUCCCUCAGCUCCUCCUCCUCCCGACCCUCUGCCCUGAGCGGAGGGUCCUCUGCAGCUGCCCGGGACAAACCACAAGUCAAAAAAAUCGCCCCCAUGAUGGCUAAAACUAUCAAAGCCUUCAAGAAUCGAUUCUCCCGUCGGUAGUGUGAACAGACUGCCUGUAGUUUCUCAAAUUACAACUAACUAACGUGUUUUUAAUUUAUCUCAUUUAGCAGUGACAUUUGCACACUCGGAGAACAUUGUGUCUAUCCAUCGUCAGCAUAUGAACUUAUUGGUGGAGAAGUCAUUUUGUUCUUUUAAAUGGUUGAGAUUCUGUUUAGGGGGAAGUAUGAUGGUUCAAACUGUGAUGAACUUUGUCACGCUGUUUUACAUAAGUCCGAUAAGACAUAAGGCAAAGAUAUUUUAUUAUAUUUUCUCUUUGGGAAACAUACUUGUAUUCCCCUUUUGAAGGACUCAUUUUAUGGCAUUUUUCCAUGUUUGGUUUUAAGUGUACCAUUUGAUUCACUACAUAAGGAACAACUAUAGGAACUUUUCCCACUUAUAAAGCUGUCCAGUUUUAACUCCUUGUUCAAAACCGUGUUUUGGGUUGUUUUUUUUUUUUUUUUUAAACAAACUUAAUUUAUUUUUUAAUUUAUAAGCAGACUACACACUGCAGUUGUCUUGUCAUUUAGUGGAGUGUGUCUCGUUAAUUAUACACUUUUUCAAAAGAACAACAAAACAUCCACAGAUAAAUGGACUGUGUUUAUUUUAAGGGGAUCUGUAAGAGCGCCACUCUGGCCCAACGUUAAGUAGGUUAAAAAUUUGGAAUUUAUUAGAUUUUAAUAAAUGUUAAAUGGUAAUUUUUAUUAAAAAUUGACUUUUGCCCUGAAA
Molecule: messenger RNA, 2752 nt
Organism: Periophthalmus magnuspinnatus
Lineage: Eukaryota; Metazoa; Chordata; Actinopteri; Gobiiformes; Gobiidae
Gene: eloa
Product: elongin A
Exons: 13
Coding region: 38-2026 (662 amino acids)
Biological process (GO): transcription elongation by RNA polymerase II
Cellular component (GO): elongin complex; nucleus
Molecular function (GO): protein binding
Source: RefSeq, a predicted model, not a curated record